Molecule: messenger RNA, 1176 nt
Organism: Scedosporium apiospermum
Lineage: Eukaryota; Fungi; Ascomycota; Sordariomycetes; Microascales; Microascaceae
Product: Peroxisomal membrane protein pex16
Exons: 2
Coding region: 1-1176 (391 amino acids)
Biological process (GO): peroxisome organization
Cellular component (GO): peroxisomal membrane
Source: RefSeq, a predicted model, not a curated record
AUGCCAACGCCCUCGCGCCGGCUUGGCGGCGGCAGGACCGUCCUGUCCCCUCCCAAGCUGCUUCACAUGUAUGAGGACUUUAUCACCAAGAACGCCGGGCAGGUGUCGCAGAUUGAGUCUGCGCUGCGAUCACUAACCUACAUUAUUCCGGGCCGCUUCCGCGAUGCAGAAAUCGCCUCCGAAACCCUCCACUCCGGUGUCCAGCUCCUCUCCCUCUACCACGACAGCCUCCUCACGCGCGCCGUUGCGACGAUAUCCCGUGGCCCCGGCACGCGAGCGCCCUCCCCGCACACGCGCUACACGCGCUACUGGACGCAACGCAGCACCCUCUACCGGCGCGUAGCGCUCCUGCUCCAGAUGGUCCGAUACACGGAGCUCCUCCUCGAGAUGGCGGCGAAGCGACGGGGCGGAGAGCGCGCCCGGUGGCGAAUCGUCGUCCUCUUGGAAUUCAUCAAGGCGGUUUGUCGGCUGGUGCUGUUGCGGAUCACGAGCUCGAGACCCAUCAUGUCGCCUGUGCUGCCCGAGCGCGACCCCGUGGUGCCGGACGAUUCGGCGUCGGAGGACGGUGAGUCGGCCGUCAGUGAGCUGUGGGAUGAUGCGGCUAGCAGUACGGGUGCGACGGGGACCUGUUCGUCGAUGUCCUCUAGCAAGUCGGCUCAUGAAAAGGAGUGGACCAUGCCCCGGACGGGGAUGAACCUCCCCUCUCUCCCCACGGCGUCGGACAUCACGACGUACCUCCUCUCCCGGGUCCUCACACCCGAGGACAUCAAGCCCGCGACGAAGCUCGUCAACCAGCUCCGCGGAUCGGGCCAGGCCGCCGAGGUCCUACACAUCCUCGCGCCACUCAUCUACGCCGUCUGCCUCGCCCUCUCGAGAUCCUCCUCCCCCGAGGCCAGGAGGAAGGCGUGGGGCCCCUGGAUCGCGGGCGUCGCGGUCGAGUACGCGGCGAGGCAGCUGCGCGAGAAGGGUCUGAGGACGACGCCCCUGGAGAAGGACGAGUGGAGGAGGAGGGGAUGGGCGAUGGGGUGGUGGGCUAUGAGGGGGCCGUUUUACGAGAGUGUGGUGAAGGGAGUUGUGCAGGGGGUUAGGAGGAGGGUUCCUGGGGUUUUGGGAGGGAUUUUGGAGGAUUAUGAGUAUCUUUGGGAGAAUUACUACUUUAGUACGAGUAGUGAUUAG